Molecule: messenger RNA, 1164 nt
Organism: Gracilinanus agilis (Agile Gracile Mouse Opossum)
Lineage: Eukaryota; Metazoa; Chordata; Mammalia; Didelphimorphia; Didelphidae
Gene: DERA
Product: deoxyribose-phosphate aldolase
Exons: 9
Coding region: 40-996 (318 amino acids)
Biological process (GO): carbohydrate catabolic process; deoxyribonucleotide catabolic process
Cellular component (GO): cytoplasm
Molecular function (GO): deoxyribose-phosphate aldolase activity
Source: RefSeq, a predicted model, not a curated record
CUUGCUGCUUUGGUUUGGACUUUUUACUGUUGCCUGACUAUGGCUCCCCAGAAUCAAGGCACAGAACUUGACCUUAGCUGGAUUUCUAAAGUGCAAGUGAACCAGCCAGCAGUUUUAAGACGUGCAGAGCAAAUCCAAACUCGAAGAACUAUGAAAAAGGAUUGGCAAGCUGCUUGGCUCCUGAAAGCUGUUACCUUUAUUGAUCUCACUACACUUUCAGGGGAUGAUACUUCAUCAAAUGUUCAGAGGCUUUGUUACAAGGCUAAGUAUCCGAUCCGGGAAGAUCUUUUGAAGGCUUUGGCUAUGGAGGAUAUAGGCAUCACCACAGCAGCUGUUUGUGUUUAUCCGGCUCGUGUGUGUGAUGCUGUAAAGGCACUUAAAGAUGCAGGCUGUAAUAUUCCAGUGGCUUCAGUGGCCACUGGUUUUCCAGCUGGGCAGACUCAUUUGAAAACUCGAUUGGAUGAGAUCAGAUUGGCUGUUGAAGAUGGUGCUAAAGAAAUUGAUGUGGUAAUUAAUAGAUCUUUGGUGCUCACAGGUCAAUGGGAAGUUCUGUAUGAUGAGAUCCGUCAGUUUCGCAAAGCCUGUGGAGAUGCACACCUCAAAACUAUUCUGGCGACCGGAGAACUUGGCUCUCUCACUAAUGUCUACAAAGCCAGUAUGAUCGCUAUGAUGGCAGGUUCUGAUUUCAUUAAGACCUCUACAGGAAAAGAAGCAGUAAAUGCUACCUUUCCUGUAGCUAUAGUGAUGGUUCGGGCCAUUAGAGACUUCUUUUGGAAAACUGGAAAGAAGAUAGGUUUUAAACCGGCAGGAGGUAUCCGGACUGCAAAGGAUUCUCUUGCUUGGCUCUCACUUAUUAAAGAGGAGCUUGGGGACGAAUGGCUGAAACCAGAACUCUUUCGCAUAGGAGCCAGCACUUUGCUUUCUGACAUUGAGAGACAGAUCUACCAUCAUGUAACUGGAAGAUAUGCAGCUUAUCAUGAUCUUCCAAUGGCUUAAAUAAGUGCCCAAUGCUGGAAGAACUUUAUGCAAGAACAUCUUACUGUAUGUAUGUAUAUAUGUGGACAUAUAUAUACAUAUAUGCACAUAUGUAUGCAUACAUAUAUAUGACCAUACGCAUUUCUACCAGUCAUUGAAACUGUCUGAUUAAAAAGGAUUUGCAAAGUA